AGUUGAUGGGGGAAAGAGGCUAGAAAAUAUUUUAGCAUUCAUUGGUUCGUUCAUAUUAACACCAAAGGACGGUCCUUUGCCCCACUUCCCUCUAUCUAUUGAAUAUUUGAUCUUCUUCUCUCUAUUCUCUCGCUCUGGGGAAAAAAAAAAAAAACCGAAAGCCCAUCUUCUCUUAACCUUCUCAAUCAACAACUUUACAAAUCAAAAGGGCAAAGUUUGCAUCUUUGAUUGGUUUCUGUUAGUGGGUUUGCUUCAGAGAGCGCAACAAUGGCGGGAAUAGCUAUUGUCUUGGAUCUGUUGAGGAAAAACCCAUCUUUUUACACUUCUCAUGCCGUUCAUUCUUGUGGGUUUUUCUCCGCCCCUGCUGCUGCGGCUUCCCUCGCUGCCGGAAUCCCUUUUGCCUACAAAGCUCUAUUUGGUAAUUUCAGGAUACCGGUUGCUCAUUGCGAUGCUGGAACAACAUGGUCCGAAGAAUAUGUUUCUAGUUUGCGAAGUGCGUCUGAGAGAAUCUUUCAGAAUGAUGCAAUUAAAUACAGUGCUAAGGAGUACAAGAUUGAGUUAAAGCCUCUAUUUUCGGCUUUUGAGCUUAGGACGUUCGCUAUGACAACUCUGAGAUCAUUUUUGCUGUUCUAUUUACCUCUUCUAGAGCCCCGUUCGAAUUUGGAAGAGGAUGAUGAUGACUUUCUGCAGGACACCAAUGAAGAACAGCAUGUAGAUUAUGUUGCUCCAUUCAAAAAAUCUGUCAAACAAAUCUGUCGUGAGACUACUGUUGUGACCAGUAGAAGAAUUUUGGAAAGAAUGGCUGUCCACUAUAUUUCCCAGCGUAUGGCAUGGAAACUUUUAAAAGAUGUUCCAAAAUCAGCUACACGCAAGGCUACAAGAGGAAUGCCUCAUGUAUUCUUCUUCAGAGUUAGCAGAACAACUUUCAGAGGACACUUUCUAGGAGUUGCAGCAUCAUGGAUCGUUCAAGUUUCCAUUGAGAUUUACCGAUUCUUUCGUCGCAUGUUACAUUCUAAAGAAGAGGAUGAUGAGGUUGAAACAACUGAACAAGUCAAAAAUCUGGGGAAGAAGAUUUCAGCUACUACUGUCAGGUGCAGUGCAUCACUAAUUUUUGCAUCUAUCGGAGCAGGGAUUGGUGCCACCCUAUUUCGCCCUUCAGUUGGCCAAUGGAUUGGUUCUGCCGUUGGUGAUUUGGCAGGGCCUAUUAUUGUAUCAUCUUGCGUUCAGAGAGUCUUUCAUCUCGAAAUUUAGGUGCUAGAGUUGAUUUUCCUGAUAUAUUUUUGGCUUACUUCAAAUUUGACUAUUGUACUUCCCAAAUUUUGAAUCAUUUUUAUGAUUGAAUUUCCCAAAAAAGGAAUCAUAAGGGGAUGAAUCAUUUCUAGCUGUAAUUGACUUUAGCAGGUGUUGAAGAAGCCAUUUUGAUAUUCAUCAGAGUUUUCUCUUUAUAGAGACGGUUGCAAUUUAUCAUAGAUAAUUUUUUUUUCUUUUUUUUUUUCUCGUGUAACAAUUUACGUGACUGAUGGUAAAUGAAUAAAUAGAAGCGACCUUGGU
Molecule: messenger RNA, 1551 nt
Organism: Morus notabilis
Lineage: Eukaryota; Viridiplantae; Streptophyta; Magnoliopsida; Rosales; Moraceae
Source: RefSeq, a predicted model, not a curated record